GUUGGAGGGGGACGUCGAGGACGGCUAGGAUCGGACGCUGAAGACGGGGACGGGGCAAGGGGGGCAGUGUUCCGGGGCGGCGCCGUGCCUGUCCGGCCCUUGGCCGUCCCCAUACGGCCAUACCGACUGGCCUUGAAGAGUAAAAGAAAUCAGAGGCCAUUGUCAUUCAAAAAAAAAAAAAAUUGUUCUCGACUUGUUCUCACCUCUACAUGUAAAGAUUUUAAACCGCUUCCACUUGUAAUCCAUUGCAUCUUCUUUGUGUUUUAAUGACAAUGCAUCUGAAGCGAUUGACUAAUAUUAUUAGCUCCAUUUCUGGGAAAUCAUCUAUUUUAGACUCGCACUCUUCUUUACGGCAGAAAUCCAUCUUAAGUUUUACUACCCGCCAUGAUUUCUCCACUUCCUCUGCUGACACAACCCGCCACAUAGCAUCCGAUGUGGAGGAAAGGGGCGACCGUGAAUAUUUGAAAUGCCACAAAGGAGGAGGGAUGUUUCAUAAGUCGGCAAGUAUUGAUCCUACUGCAUCAAUAGAUUUCGGUGCAGUAGUCCAUUCUGGGUCAUUUGUGGGUGGAAAUGUUCAUGUAGGAUCAGGAACUGUUGUUGGCCCGAACGUAACUAUUGGCCAAUCGACAAAGAUAGGGUAUAAUGUUGCACUUGCAAAUUGCACAAUUGGUGAUUCAUGUGUCAUCCAUCAUGGGGUCUGCAUUGGUCAAGAUGGUUUCGGUUUCUUUAUGGAUGAGAAUGGAGCCGUGGUGAAGAAGCCUCAAGCCUUGAAAGCUCAUAUAGGGAAUAAUGUUGAGAUUGGUGCAAAUUCGUGCAUUGACAGGGGCAGUUGGAGGGACACUGCGAUAGGCGAUCAUUCGAAGAUAGAUAAUUUAGUUCAGAUAGGUCACAAUGUGGUCAUUGGCAAGUGUUGCAUGUUAUGCGGGCAAGUUGGCAUCGCGGGUUCUGUAACGAUGGGUGAUUAUGUAACUUUAGGCGGAAGGGUUGGAGUUCGUGAUCAUGUUACCAUUGUGUCAAAGGUGCGUCUAGCAGCCGCUAGCUGUGUGACCAAGGAUAUUACUAAACCGGGUGACUAUGGUGGCUUCCCUGCUGUCCCGAUUCGUGAAUGGCGAAGACAAGUUGCUAGUCGUUCCCAAACGUUGAAAUAACGGCUACCUUGGAAUUAUGACAGAAUAAAACAACCAAACCAGAUAAUCUGCGAACCUAAGUUUUGUCGACCAACAUGUGGAACACAAACGGGGCUCGCAUAUUUGAGAGUUGUGACCAUCAGAUGGAUUGGCAUGUUAAAUUUGUUCUAAACUUGAGUUCUCUUCCUUGUAUAAACCAAGAAGAGGACAAGUUUGCUUUUAUAUUUGAAGAAUGAGAAAAUGACCUGAGAAACAAGAA
Helianthus annuus (common sunflower) is the source of this 1386-nucleotide messenger RNA. RefSeq names its product probable UDP-3-O-acylglucosamine N-acyltransferase 2, mitochondrial. The transcript is spliced from 10 exons. The record is from RefSeq and is a predicted model, not a curated record. Lineage: Eukaryota; Viridiplantae; Streptophyta; Magnoliopsida; Asterales; Asteraceae. The coding region runs from base 267 to 1148 and encodes 293 amino acids. Gene Ontology annotation, biological process: lipid A biosynthetic process.